UGGAAAUGACCACCAUAGCACCAACCUCUCCCACAUCCGAGGAGUCCAGCCCAGCACUGCUGGACACCACAACCACAACAGCUUCCACAGCAAUGAGCAGCACACCAGCUCCAGUGGCCACCUCAACAGCUCCACCAGCACCUUAUUUUUGUGGUGGCUCAGUCUCAGAUUCCUCUGGGGUGCUGGAGAGUCCCAACUAUCCUGGAAAUUAUCCAAACAAUGCUGACUGCGUGUGGGAAAUACAAGUAGAGAACAAUUUCCGUGUAACGCUCACAUUUAGAGAUAUUAUGAUGCAAAGUGGGACGUGCCAGCAGGACUACAUUGAAGUCUAUGAUGGACCUCUCCACUCUUCCCCUCUUCUUGGGAGAUUCUGUUCUGGUUCCUUUCCCACAUACGUGUCCUCUUCAAACAUGAUGAGUGUUCGCUUCCACAGCGAUUCCAGAUAUUCCUUCAGAGGGUUUCAGGCUCACUACUCCUCCAUUCCAGCAGGUCACAACACCACCAUUCAGUGCUUGCCAGACUACAUGCACGUCGUGGUCAACAGGGACUACCUCCAGUCUCAAGGUUACUCAGCACAGAGCGUCACCCUGAACGACAAUCGCUGCAGACCGACAGUCACCUCACAGGAGGUUGUAUUCAACAUCCCCUACAGCGGCUGUGGGACAGUACAAGAGGAGAACAACGACACAAUCAACUACUCCAACACCAUCAGGCUCGCAUCUUCCGGGUACAUAAUCAGGAGGAAAAAGAACAUCAACUUGCACGUCAGCUGCAAAAUGCUGAGGAAGAGCUGGCAGCAGGUGGUGUACACUGCUGAGGACACCGUGGAUGUGGACGAGUACCAGUUUGGAAGAUACAACAUGAACAUCACCUUCUACGAUUCCCCAGCAUUCCAGCGCCAAGUGCGCGGCUCUCCCUACUACAUCGACCUCAACCAAAACCUCUACCUCCAAGCCUGUCUGCACAGCUCGGACCCAAACCUGAAGGUGGUUGUGGACACGUGUGUGGCAUCACCUGACCCUCGUGACUUUAACAGGCUGGCCUAUUACUUAGUCAGGAACGGGUGUCCUAGAGAUUCUUCCUAUGCCACGUACUACUCCCCUUCCAGCCACUUUGCUCGGUUCAAGUUUAACGCCUUCGAGUUCAUGAGCCGGCACCCGUCGGUGUUCCUGAAGUGCCAGAUGCUGGUCUGCAGGCUCGGAGACUACUCCUCCCACUGCUAUCGGGGCUGCAGCUCCAGGGCCAAGAGAGACACCAGCUCUGCUGAGGAAAAAGUGGAUGUGGUGGUUGGGCCCCUUCAGCUCCGAGGAGGGAAUGCUCCAAGUGGGAACACCAGGAAAGACGAAUAAAUUUCUCUCACGUUUGCUCUAGGAUGACCAACGGGAUUCAAGAAAAGCCACAGCUCUGUCGCCUCUCACUGAAAUCUGUUUUUGCCAACUUUGCUAUAAAAUGGAAGAGAUCCACAGCUUGCAAGGUUCUGCUUUCACUAGCGCUUUUAAAAAGUGUAACUCCCCUGCCUGUCCCAAAGGAGAGUUCCCUGUAAUCCUUUUUAGUGCUAUGACUCCUUGAACUGUGCUAAUUAGCUCCAGUCUGACUGUGAAUUUGAAGGCACUGGGGGAUAUGGUUUGUUGGUGGAUUUAUCUGUGCUAGUUUAAUGGUAGGACUCGAUAACCUCAAAGGUCUUUUUUAACCUAAAGAAUCCCAUGAUUCCAUGACUGGGAGCAAACUCCCAGCCCUCUUGAGAAAUAUUUAAUUCCCUCAGUUGUUUUCUGCUCAUGAAAUUUACUCAGUUGAGUUGUCAUCCCUGCUAAUAUGAAGCCUGUCCAAAUAGUUGAAAGCAAUGAAUCUGUGAGUUUGCUUAUUUCUGACUUUGAUCUGGGAGCCACCCUUUAACACUGGAGCUCUUUAUGCUUUGACCUUCAAUAAGCUGAGAUCAAACCCCAAAACCUUUCACUCAUAGGGCUGGGCUCUUCCAGCAACUGGAAUUGUGGCUAUACAAUAUUCUAAUUACUCUGAACAUUGCUUUUAGUGCUAUACUUCUCAUUGAAACAAUGAUGGGUCUGUGCUUAUUUAUAAAAUGCAGAGAUUUCCAAGCUAAAAUUAAUCUGUUCUGUGAGCAGUGUAAUUGAUAAUCAAAGGAAGGAAUAUUUACAAAGCAAUAAAUCUAUUCUGUCUCUCAAAUAAAUGUCUAUGUGCUUAAAAUA
Molecule: messenger RNA, 2204 nt
Organism: Passer montanus (Eurasian tree sparrow)
Lineage: Eukaryota; Metazoa; Chordata; Aves; Passeriformes; Passeridae
Product: deleted in malignant brain tumors 1 protein-like
Exons: 7
Coding region: 6-1349 (447 amino acids)
Cellular component (GO): cell surface
Source: RefSeq, a predicted model, not a curated record